Molecule: messenger RNA, 420 nt
Organism: Fomitopsis serialis
Lineage: Eukaryota; Fungi; Basidiomycota; Agaricomycetes; Polyporales; Fomitopsidaceae
Exons: 2
Coding region: 34-300 (88 amino acids)
Source: RefSeq, a predicted model, not a curated record
CGAUGAUUAUUGUCGUUCCCUGCAUAGCCCGGGAUGAUUGGGCCACAGACAUCCCGUCAUUGGCGCAUCGGUGUUCCAAGCCUCUGUCCGAUGUUGUGCUUCCAUUGGGGUGUCGAAGCGGCGUUGUUCUGCGGUCAGAAUGUUGAAACGUUCAACGGUGGCCCACACUGCCAUCGUUCGCAUGCGUCGAGCACCGCCGCCGCUUUCUCAGUGGUUUACGCGUCUGUGAAAUCUGGCCAUACCGCCACUGAUGCGGAAGAACGGCCUGUGCGCGGAGCAGAUGGUGUCCGCGAAAUUUGACCACAGUAUGGCUGUUUGCAUACUUGCCUGAUACAGGUACUGUAAGCCACCGUCGCGUAUCCAUUCUCUCCGGGUCGUGCGACGUCUCCAGCGUCGCCAGGAGAGAUAUACCCAUAACUG